This is a messenger RNA of Bolinopsis microptera, 1633 nucleotides long. RefSeq lists its product as uncharacterized. NCBI's taxonomy places the organism in Eukaryota, Metazoa, Ctenophora, Tentaculata, Lobata, Bolinopsidae. The record is from RefSeq and is a predicted model, not a curated record. Gene Ontology annotation, cellular component: membrane. The transcript has 5 exons. The coding region runs from base 491 to 1420 and encodes 309 amino acids.
AGGGUACAAGUUAAUGCGAGGAAACCUAAAAGAGAAUGGGUUACAUUGUACAAGAUCAUCCCUGUCUAAACACUACAUACGGGCUCAACGUGUGUCCUUUCAGAUGGAUCAACGGCGGAAUUCUAACUGUAUCAAGUAUUGGUGGAAUUAUACUGAAUCUCUUCAUUAUGUUCAUAAUCCUCAUCGCUAAAGUGAAACUCCCUGGACACCAGAACAUCUUCAUGUUUAACCUGGCGAUCAGUAACCUGAUAAUAUCAGUCCUUGGACGUUCAGAGGAUUGGGGAUACUCUUCCCUAUAUUUGUUAUCGAGGGAGAUAACAGCAGGCAGAACCAUCUUUGUGGGGCUUAUGCUAUUGCUUUAAAUACUCUGGGACAGUGUAACACAGUGAGUCUGGUCCCUCUGACCCUGGAGCGGUUUGCAGCUAUAGUAUUCCCGUUCCAUCACCGCUACUUGUUCACUAGGAAGAAGUGCACUCUACUCGCUCUGCUCAUGUGGAGUCUCAAGAUCAUCUACUUGGCUGUUUACGUUAAACUCUACCUCACAGGAACAGUACAGACGAAAUUCUACUUCAAUUACCACCGCUGUACGACCUCCGGAGCAGAGGAUCUCUUCUUCGUCCGGUACAUCGUGUUCACCUUCGUACCAUUCGCACUGGUGAUUAUAAUGUACUCUGCAAUGAUCUGGAGGGUAAGGGUCGAGAAACUGAACUCUCGGAGGAUGCUCCUCGUCACCUUCCUAGUCAUCUUUACUGGGAUUGUAGCCUGGUUUCCUUCCAUCAUAGCUAACUUUGGGAACAUAAACAUGAACUACGAAGUGUCCCAGAUAUUUACAGUGACCCUGUUUUACUUGAACGGUGUUUCAGAUCCUAUAAUCUAUAUUCUGGGGUACCCCUCUGUCAAGAACUAUAUAAGAGGUCUGACUCAGGGUGGUGGUAGACACAGGACAUCCUAUAUCAGCAGUUGUACUCCAGCUGUCCUCAGGAGAUCAGACACUGAUCUCAGAACUAUAGGGGUAGAGGGGGAACUCAGUACAGUUUCUCCAAAUAGUUAUCUACAGCCUCGCCUGCUCAGGGGUAGUUUUAAUUCUUCUGAUCGGUGCAGCAGGGUUUCUUUUAAUCUUGAUAAAGACAACAAACCAUCCAAGAAAUCCCAUAAACACUCCAUCAAACGAUCUUUCAAUACUUCGUCAAAAGACAGGACCAUUAUCCACGACACACCCAAAAUGAGAAGAUACACCGUGUCUUAUGUCCAGAAAAAAGCCGCUACAGGGAGUUUAGCGGUAAGAAGAGGUUCAACCAGCGUCCCUCGGUUAGACCACAACAUGGUACGUGAUACUGAUAUCAUCCAGUUGGAAUGUCUUAACUCGGAUUGCACUGUUCUACAAAACAGUCCCGACUCUCCCAAUCAGAAAACUGUAUAGUGAAGAAUUUACACUGUGAUUUUCAUUAGUUUAUCGUCUAAUUAGCGUUUUCCUUGCUCUAUUAUUUACAUUAACUGAAAUACCCAACAUUUCAACACUCUUAACAGUGCACCUAUAUAAUAAGAUUCCUGUGACUGCUAAGUGCUAACUGACCUAAUAUGUUAAAUAUUAAUUGUCGUAUAUAAAAUAAUAGUAAAAAAGUUGUUUACCGUG